GCACGAGUAUGACCAAAAAAAAAAAAGUCGAUUCCUCCAGUCCACAGCGCAGCAGCAGCAGCAGCGAGCAGCAACUCCUCCUCCACCUUUCCUCUUCCUCUCGCCACCACCUACCCGACCCCAAUCCUCGCCCCCUCCGCCGCGCCGCGCCCCCGUAUCAAGCAUUGGGGGUUUUUGACGGGCAAAGGCGCGAGCUUUUAGCGCUCCGGCGCCGUCCAGAUCCGCCGCGCCAUGGCGGAGGCGGAGGCGGCGGACGGCGGCAGCUGGCAGGAGAUGAUGCGGCGGAUCCUGCCCCCCGGCGCCCCCGUCCCGGAGGAGGCGCCCAACCUCGACUACUCCAUCGCGCUCGUCUACGACGGCCCGCCGGUGCCCUACGACCUCCCCAGGGUCGACCCGGUGGAGAUCCCCACGGCGGAGCCUGCGUCGGGACCCCACACCCGAGGGCUCCCCGUGGCGCCGGUGGUCGACCCGGUCCGCCUCCCCGUGUCCCGGAUCGCCCGGUGCGGGGAGCCCGCCAGGCAGGGCGGCGACGGCAGCUCGGGCUCCGUCAACUCGGUGCUGCAGAACGAGGAGUUCGACGACGAGGACGACGACUCCCGGUCGCGGUCGCACGGCUCGGCGCAGAGCUCGCCGGGCCCGGGGAGCCGGGACGGGAGGAGGGCCCCCGUGGUGACCUUCGGGUUCACGCCGGACAGCAAGUGCGGCGGGAGCGGCGACGACAUGUCGGAGCAGUACGUGGCCGUCACCAAGCAGGAGAAGAGGCGCCGCCGGAGGCGGAUGGCGUGCAACCGGUGUGGGAAGAGGAAAUGGGAGAGCAAGGAGGCCUGCAUCGUCUGCGACGCCAGGUACUGCGGCUACUGCGUGCUGAGGAUGAUGGGGUCGAUGCCCGAAGGCCGCAAGUGCGUCACCUGCAUCGGGGAGCCCAUCGACGAGUCCAAGAGGUCCAAGCUUGGGAAGAGCUCGAGGACACUCGCACGUUUGCUCAGCCCACUGGAAGUAAGGCAGAUUUUGAAAGCUGAGAAAGAGUGCCAAGCAAACCAGCUUCGGCCCGAGCAACUUAUCGUGAACGGCUGCCCGUUGAGGCCAGAGGAGCUGACCGACUUGCUUAGUUGCUCGCGGCCACCUCAGAAGCUCAAGCCUGGUAGAUAUUGGUACGACAAGGAGUCGGGCUUAUGGGGAAAGGAAGGACAAAAGCCAGACAGGAUUGUUAGCUCUAACCUCAAUUUCACGGGGAAGCUUCAUGCCAAGGCUAGCAGCGGUAACACCCAGGUUUAUAUAAACGGAAGGGAAAUUACAAAGAGUGAGCUGAAAAUUCUCAAGGUUGCAAAUGUUCAGUGUCCACGUGAUACACAUUUCUGGGUUUACGACGAUGGUCGUUAUGAGGAAGAAGGACAGAACAACAUCAAAGGAAAAAUAUGGGAGUCAGCCUUGACACGUUUUGCAUGUGCCUUGUUCUCACUUCCGGUGCCUCCUGGGGACUCUAAUGGAACCAAGGACGAAAUUCCCUUUGUACCAAGAACUGUCCCUGAUUAUUUGGAUCAGAAAAGAAUCCAAAAACUGUUGCUUCUUGGACCACCUAGUGCUGGUACAAGCACUAUAUUUAAGCAGGCUAAGUACCUUUAUGGAACAAGGUUCACCCAAGAUGAACUUGAUGCUAUCAAAUUAAUGAUCCAAAGUAAUAUGUUCAAGUAUCUUGGAAUUUUGCUAGAAGGCCGUGAGCGUUUUGAGGAAGAGGCUUUAUCUAAAUUGGAUCAAACAAUCCCGGAGGAUGAAGCAGCACAAAAAGAUGAAAAUAAAGCCAAUGGUGCAGAUUCGUGUAUAUACUCGAUAAAUGCAAGGCUGAAGAAAUUCUCCGAUUGGCUUUUGGAUAUCAUAGCAAUGGGCGAUCUAGAUGCAUUCUUCCCUGCCGCAACGCGUGAAUAUGCUCCAUUUGUCGAUGAGAUGUGGAAGGAUCCUGCCAUACAAGCAACAUAUAAAAGAAAGGAUGAGUUGCAUUUCCUCCCUGAUGUUGCUGAGUACUUCUUGAGCAGGGCUAUUGAGGUAUCAAGCAAUGAGUAUGAACCUUCAGAGAAAGAUGUGAUCUUUGCUGAAGGCGUAACCCAGGGGAAUGGGCUAUCUUUCAUCGAGUUCACCCUUGAUGAUCGCAGCCCCAUGUCUGAACCUUACAUCGACAACCCAGAGGCGCAUUCUCAGCCUCUAACCAAAUUUCAGCUGAUCAGAGUAAGCGCCAAGGGCAUGAAUGAUGGCUGCAAGUGGGUGGAAAUGUUUGAGGAUGUUCGCAUGGUGAUAUUCUGCGUAGCGCUCAGUGACUAUGACCUAGUGGGCCCACCUGUGAACGGCAAUCUUCAGAACAAGAUGAUGCAAAGCAAGGAGCUAUUUGAGGCUACUAUCAGGCAACCAUGCUUUUGCGACACGCCAUUCGUGCUGGUGCUCAACAAGUACGACCUGUUCGAGGAGAAGAUCAGCCGCGCCCCGCUGACGGCGUGCGAGUGGUUCGGCGACUUCUCGCCGGUGCGGACGCAGAGCAACAACCAGUCCCUCGCCCAGCAGGCGUACUACUACGUGGCGAUGAAGUUCAAGGAGGCGUACAACGACCACACGGGGCGGAAGCUGUUUGUGUGGCAGGCGCGCGGCCGCGACCGGCAGACGGUGGACGAGGCCUUCAAGUACAUCCGGGAGGUGCUCAAGUGGGAGGAAGAGAAGGACGACAACUACUACCAGGAGGAGUCCUUCUACAGCACCACCGAGAUGAGCUCCUCCCCCUUCAUCAGAGCCGAAUGAGCACUGCUGCCCCGUCGACGGCUGGCGAAGGCCGGCUCCGACCAAUGACGCUCCGUUUUUUCCGCCAGUCGGUUCCGUUUCGCGCCGUACAAAAAAUCAUUCAUUGAUUGUUGGUCUGUAAAAAGUUUUUCAUGUGAUGGAUGGGAUGUUUUUCAUGUCUUUGUCUUGGUUCUUGAGAUAGAGACGAAGCAUGAUUGAUCCGCUGGUGUGUAUGUAGUAUUAACGGUUUCUUUCUAGUCAGUGCACAGAUUGACCGGCACCAAUUGAUUAAUUUCGUUCUGAGACUGCUGCUGUUGGAGUAUGUAUGUAUUCAUUUUGGGGAAGUAGACAGCAAACAAAGACAUGGCCCUGAUGAUAAUAAACAAUAAAAAGAAAAGAGUUUGCUCUGGCA
Messenger RNA from Hordeum vulgare subsp. vulgare (domesticated barley), 3172 nucleotides. RefSeq names its product extra-large guanine nucleotide-binding protein 3-like. The transcript is spliced from 9 exons. Gene Ontology annotation, biological process: adenylate cyclase-modulating G protein-coupled receptor signaling pathway. The coding region runs from base 232 to 2781 and encodes 849 amino acids. The record is from RefSeq and is a predicted model, not a curated record. Gene Ontology annotation, molecular function: GTPase activity; guanyl nucleotide binding; G protein-coupled receptor binding. Lineage: Eukaryota; Viridiplantae; Streptophyta; Magnoliopsida; Poales; Poaceae. Gene Ontology annotation, cellular component: heterotrimeric G-protein complex.